AAAAGGUUGCUUUUCCUUGAAAAUACGGGCUGCUUUUGCAUCAAGCGCUGGCCAGUCGCCUUCCUUCACAACAUGACUACAAUAUUGCUUUAAGCUUAGUCAAAGUCCCCAAAAAUGGACGAGGCAGGGACGAGGGGUAAAGACCUACCCUGACUCCAAGGCCAUAUCGUAGAAAAACCCUUGAGGCGUUGGCGGACCAUGGGAAAGCAAACAUCCAUAAUGACAUUCGCAAGCCUCUCCCAGGACGUGAGCGCUAGAAUGCCAGAAAACCUCUCUUCCCUCAACGGAAUCAAAGGGCAAAAAAGUGACCCUGCAAUCUCUCUCCAACGGCCUAUCCAGGUCCCACAGUUCCUUCCCAUCCAGUUUCGCAAUCACCACAGUAGAACUGAUCUCCUUGGGUAUAUCACGUAGGAACGAGCCUGGCGUGGUUUCCCACGCCUUGCCAAUGACGGUGGAGGGAUUCGAGUCUCCAAUGUCGAUCGUAACAGUGAUAUCGAAGCGCAGCUUAUGCUUUAAUUCUUCAUCAUGCUUCUGCUUAAGUUCUUCGAAAAGCUUAUUUCGCUCUAUAAUAAAAUCCGGUAGAGGCACUUCUGUAGCAGGUUCAGGCUUUUUCGGUUUCGCUUUUGCAGCUUUUUGCGGAGGCGGGGCACUUGAGACGGAGGGGUUAGAAGCCUCCAUGGCCGGUCUGUGAGGGAGGCUCUGUUGCUGGUUCGCAGAACUUGAUAUGUUGGCGGAUUCUCCACCCAUUAUGACGCUCAAGGGGAUUCCGCAAUUAAAUCUUCCACAAUCAAUUAUCCGUCUGUCGUGGUCACUCCAACUCACUCUAUACUCGCUCAACCUUGACGGUGCAAAAAAAGCAAUUAUUUGAAGGCGGUGAGUCACGUGGUCACUUUUUUGCUCCCACGAAUUUUGUCGGCGAAAUAAGAUAAAGAAGCUGCGCUGCUGGAAAACGCCCUGGACAGCGCUGCUUUUCUCCCAUCAUCAAUUCAAACGCCCGCAACCAUGUCUUUCAGAGGAGGCAGUCGAGGCCGCGGUGGCUUUGCUACUGGCGCCAAUCGGGGCAGCUCAGGCUUCGGUGGACGUGGUGGACGAGGAGGAGGCUUCCAACCCUCAUUCGGCCCUCCAGCUACUGUUUUGGAGAUGGGUUCUUUCGUGCACGCCUGCGAAGGAGAGAUGGUUUGCGAGUCCAUCAACCCAAAAAUUCCCUACUUCAAUGCACCGAUAUAUUUGGAAAAUAAGACUCCCGUUGGAAAAGUCGAUGAAGUUCUAGGUCCUAUCAACCAAGUCUACUUCACCAUAAAGCCCCAGGAAGGAAUCGUCGCAACUUCAUUCAAAUCGGGAGACAAGUUCUACAUUGGAGGAGAUAAAUUGCUGCCAUUAGAGAAGUUCUUGCCUAAACCAAAACCACCUCCAGGUGCCCCAAAACCAAAGAAGGCCAGUGGUGCUGGCCGAGGCGCAGCCCGUGGUGGUCGCGGCGGGCGCGGAGCCCCUCGUGGAGGAAGAGGUGCGCCACGAGGACGGGGCGGAGGCGUAGGAAGAGGAGCCCCUCGCGGUGGAAGGGGAGGAUUUACACCCCGCGGUGGUUCCAGGGGCGGGUCUCGCGGUGGUUUCGGCGGGCGGAAGUUCUAGAGGUUUUUAUUUUUUUCAUUGGCGUUUUGGGAGCUCUCAACGGAGGUUAUCAAUUUACCAAACUGCUACUUUGUUCUGCAUAAUUUAAAAAAUAAACUGCCUUUAUUUUCUACUUCAUAAAGGCAUUGUGGCAUUUAUUGUAGGACUAGAUGUUCCGUUUUUCGAAAAGUCACGAUAUUCUGUACAUUUCUUCUGGGUGAACUAAUGGGAUCAUAUUGAUCAUGAAACACUGUUAUUUAACUCUCCAUUAGUGUAAAUAGAGGCCAAGAAUGAUGGAGGUGGGUAAUUCUCGUUCUGGUUCUUGUGCAGGCUUUUUUGAGUUCCAAGCUUGCG
Messenger RNA from Blastomyces dermatitidis ER-3, 1962 nucleotides. RefSeq names its product H/ACA ribonucleoprotein complex subunit 1. The record is from RefSeq and is a predicted model, not a curated record. Gene Ontology annotation, molecular function: box H/ACA snoRNA binding. Gene Ontology annotation, biological process: snoRNA guided rRNA pseudouridine synthesis; ribosome biogenesis. Gene Ontology annotation, cellular component: box H/ACA snoRNP complex. The transcript is spliced from 6 exons. Lineage: Eukaryota; Fungi; Ascomycota; Eurotiomycetes; Onygenales; Ajellomycetaceae. The coding region runs from base 1003 to 1629 and encodes 208 amino acids.